Molecule: messenger RNA, 1000 nt
Organism: Notothenia coriiceps (black rockcod)
Lineage: Eukaryota; Metazoa; Chordata; Actinopteri; Perciformes; Nototheniidae
Product: transmembrane protease serine 2-like
Exons: 12
Coding region: 94-990 (298 amino acids)
Biological process (GO): proteolysis
Cellular component (GO): membrane
Molecular function (GO): protein binding; serine-type endopeptidase activity
Source: RefSeq, a predicted model, not a curated record
AGGAAUGGUCAGAAACAGGGAGAGGGGAACAGAGCGCCGCGGGAAUCGGGGAAUAUCAACGUGGAACAGUCCUCCUCCCCAGGCAGUUUCAGUAUGAACGAUAAUCAGUACCAGGCCAGUCCCAUCUAUGACAACAGAGGCUUUCAACAUGAGGAAAGAAGAACCCCAUCAGAAGCCCCCCAACAGGGUCUCUACCCGUGCCGUCCACAAGAGAUCCCCAGCUAUGUUGCUGUUACUCCUAACACCAUCAACACCCACCACUCUGCCCCCCCCGCAGCAGCACCUGAGCCCGCACAGAGGAAAGGACAACAGAAGUGUCCCUGGAAGCGGGUCCUGUGUGGCUGUCUGUGUGGGCUCCUCCUCCUGGCUCUCGCCGGCAUCCUGCUCUGGUACUUCUUAUACUACCAGUGUUUACUGGGGAAGUCCUGCAAAAGUGGUGGAAGGUGUUUGAGCCACUCCCAGUGGUGUGAUGGUGUACAGGACUGUUUUCAUGGAGAGGAUGAGUCUCAAUGCUUUCGUCUCCAUGGGGCUAACUUCCUGCUGGAGGGUUACUCCCCUGAGAGCCGCAGGUGGGUGCCGGUGUGUGCUGAAUCCUGGGACAACAACUAUGGGAGAGCUGUGUGUGAGCAUAUUGGCUACAACAGGCAGGACUAUGUGUCCUACACUCAAACCAGCGCAGGUUCUCUAUCCUCCAGAGGAUACAUGAAGCUGCAGCCUGGAAGUAAAUAUGGAGCACCUAUACACUCACAGCUCACUUUCAGCUCAUAUUGCACAGCCAGAGUCAAACUUCAAUGCAUUGAAUGUGGAGUGAGUUCUGCCAACCCCAGUACUCGCAUUGUGGGGGGGACAGAGGCAGUGAAUGGGGCCUGGCCGUGGCAGGUCAGUCUACAGACCAAUGGUUAUCACCUCUGUGGAGGCUCCAUCAUCAGCCCGUACUGGAUCCUCUCUGCUGCCCACUGCUUUCAAAGGUACUCCUAUCCUGGGAAGUAGUUGGUAUACU